ACCUUGUUCAGGUCCGUGAACCCACUCCCCCUGAAGGGCACUCCCUGUGAAUGACCCAGUUUAAAGUGUAGAGCGAAGAAAACACGAAUUCUUUCAGAUCACCAUCGUUCCUCAGCAAGCGGCCGCGGUCGCGGUGUCUGUCUCGGGAACGCCAUCGCUUUGUCUCCCUCCCCUCGUCUUUUUCGUCGUCGCUCCUUACAGCAGCGCCACCUUCACCACCGAGGCGUCUUCAAAGCGUGGACACAUACGACCAACUCCUACAAUUUAUCGCACAGUUUGUUGAUCAGGUAAUCAAAACAAAUCGACGAAAAUGUCGGCCGCUAUGUUGUUGAAGGGUACGGGCCCGGGGAAGAUGGGCAUGGAAGAGGCGGAGGUCGUUCAUCGAAUUAGAAUUACGCUGACUUCGCGCAAUGUGAAGAACCUCGAGAAAGUGUGCGCCGACUUGAUCAAAGGCGCAAAGGAGAAGCGCUUGAAGGUCAAGGGUCCAGUGAGGAUGCCCACAAAGGUUCUGCGUAUCACUACAAGGAAGUCUCCUUGCGGAGAAGGUACGAACACGUGGGAUUCCUUUGAGAUGAGAAUUCAUAAGAGGCUGAUUGACCUCCACAGUCCAUCGGAAGUCGUCAAGCAGAUCACUUCCAUCAGCAUCGAGCCCGGUGUGGAGGUUGAGGUCACGAUCAACGAUGUGGCUUAAGUGAACGCGCCCUCGUCGGGAGAAGGAGAGGUGAAGGGAAGUAGAGUCUGGAUGACGGGUCGAAUACGCGCGCGACUAGAUUCCCAGAUUGUGAGGGAGAAAGGGAGAAGAACCUACCUGUUCUCCGCUUUCCAAGCAGGAUAGGAUAUGUGGCUCUGAACUCAUUCGAAGGCGUUCUGCCUUAAUGAUGGCAUACGGUUGUUGAUGAUCGGAUUUUUGAGUGGAUUGAGUUUUUACGAAAAUCGGGUACGAUCGGGUGUGCUAGCGUUUUUUGUUCUUUGCACGGAUUCAUGUGUUUUAUUGAUUUGUUGUUUAUUCAAUUCUCUCUCUCCUUGUCAGCGUCUCCUUGUUAUGUUUGAAUCACCCUAAUAUGUCCGGAUGGAUGUGAUUCGAUUCGUUGCGCCGUGUUUCCCCCCCCUCUAUUGACGACUGCGACGUGCCAGUUUUGUAAGAGUGCCAAAUUGCAGAGAAAAUUAUGUUUGAAUCACCCUAAUAUAUGUCCGGAUGGAUGUGAUUCGAUUCGUUGGGCUGUGUUCCCCCCCCYCCAAUUGACGACUGCGACGUGCCAGUUUUGUAAGAGUGCCAAAUUGCAGAGAAAAAACCCACUUAAUGACCAGCAUUACACUACCUGAUCAACUAGACAGAAGAAAGAACUCCAAUCCCCCGAGCGCAUGUAGCAUUGAAGAGAACAUGGAAGUACGCGUGUCAGUUGUGCAAAAUCGCUGGAAAACAAUCCAUGAAAUGAUGAGCAUAUCGCAACAUGAUGGACGGCAAUGAACUCCAAUCUGAGUGCUUGCUUGUAGCAUUGAAUACUGCGUGGAAGUACACAUGCGAUUUGGCGUAGUUUAUGAUCUGCAUCUCUGCAACGCGUCAGAUUAAGCAGCGUGAUUUUGUUUGUUGAGCUUCUUGUCUGCCACGUGGCAGGUCUAGCAGCUCCAUAAUGGCUCUGCACUACCAUCUUCCCCCGGAAAGAACGACCGGUCGUUGUAGUACGGCUGUAAUCAAUGAUACGGCUCUGCAACCGGGCGUUCUAUUCGGGUGAGGAUUGUAGUACUCUUCAGAUGCAGAUUGGAGUACGCUUCAGAUGCAGAUGGUAGUGUAGAGCCAAUGUAGUUGCAUCUGAAGCGAAAGUCUCACAAAAUACGGUUGGAAUGACCCGGCGUUCUAUUCAGGUGGGGAUGGUCGUCUGGCAGGUAUGCGGCCAAGGAAGUACGCAUCUGCCAUGUGGCCGAUCAAUCAGGUCGACCGUCGCCGAUGUAUUUCAUGGGCAGGACGGUGACGACACACACCGUCUUGCUUUACGUGGUUUGAACCCAAUUCCAUCUCUCUUUCUCUCUUAUAUCUGAGUCUGUGAGGAUUCGAGCGGAUGUUUUGUCAUGGUUUGUAAUAGGGGGAUGUGGGGACCACCAACCAGAUAGGUGCGGGACGUCCGCACGAAAUGGUUGGAAUGAUAAUAGUACAGAGAUAGAGGAGUUUGAUUAGCAUCAUCGGCCCCUAAGCAUUCGAGCAUGACAUGCACAAGUCAAAGAAAGAGUUCAGAUUUUCAAAGUGACAAUGGAUGGGAUCGGGAGGCCAUCCAUCAUCGGCCCCUAAGCAUCAUCUGGAUUUUCGUACGCUAGACACUAGGCACGAAAUACCGCAAACGAUGUAAUCACUUCAGUUUUCGGUCAAAAUCACAAGGCCAGACGCU
Molecule: messenger RNA, 2381 nt
Organism: Chara braunii
Lineage: Eukaryota; Viridiplantae; Streptophyta; Charophyceae; Charales; Characeae
Source: the annotation of a GenBank genome assembly